This is a messenger RNA of Schizosaccharomyces osmophilus, 1584 nucleotides long. It is a transcript of the gene atg22, whose product is annotated as vacuolar amino acid transmembrane transporter Atg22. The record is from RefSeq and is a predicted model, not a curated record. Gene Ontology annotation, biological process: amino acid transmembrane export from vacuole. The transcript has a single exon. Bases 1 to 1584 code for a protein of 527 amino acids. NCBI's taxonomy places the organism in Eukaryota, Fungi, Ascomycota, Schizosaccharomycetes, Schizosaccharomycetales, Schizosaccharomycetaceae.
AUGGAUUCAUCUUUCUCCUCAUACAGGAAAAGCUUUAGCACUAAUGUUUGGCACAUUUUAAGCUGGAUAUUGUACGCUGGUGGAGCAGGGCCCGUCGCAACAGCGAAUAUGGGUGUAUUUGUACCACUGGUGAUCAUGAAGAAUGCUCAUAUCAAUGGUUUUUUAAGAAGAGACCACACAAUUCCAUGCUUCAGCUUCCCUGAUGAACCGUGUUCUGUGCGCGUACUUCACUCUAUAUGGAUUGACACAGGAUCUAUCUUAUUUGCUGCAUUCGCGUUUUCGAAUCUCCUUCAAUUGUGUUUAAUGACAGGUGUAGGCGUGGUUUGCGAUUAUGGUAACUAUCGACGUUAUAUCCUUCAUUUAUGUGUCUUAGUCGGCUCAAUCAGUACUAUAAUUUUACCAUGGCUCCCCGCUUCUUUAUUCAGUUUGCAGUUGGUUGCGUUUCUUGCAAUUGAUCUGUCGUUUAUUAUCGCACAGUCUUGUUACGACUCCUUCCUGCCUAUCCUAUUACGAUAUUACCCGGUAUCAAAUACUCCAUAUACAUUGGAAUCUGCGAUACAGAAUGAGACAUCUAGUAUUGGAAACGCUUCUUCUUCUGAAGAGAGCAUAGUGAAUUCGGAAAAUGAAGAAGAGUACUUGAAUGAGCAAAGUUUGAUUUUGAAUGAAUCUGCUCCUCCUGUCGAUGCUGAAGAGGAAGACAAGUCCAGAAUUGCUGCUAGAUUGUCAAGCGUAGGGUUCAGCUGUUUUUUUGGAUCGGCAAUCCUUCUUCAAUUAUGUCUUGUACCACUCUUGUACAAAGCAACUCCCGACUCUUCAUUGAUUCCUAUUGCUAUUACGGUCUGUGGUACUUGGUGGUUACUCUUGUCAAAUCCCCUUUGCUUGUUUGUUAAACUCCCAAAUGAUAAUCAUACUACCAAUCCCCUUUGGAAGAUCAUCUUAAAUAGUACUAAAGAAUCUUAUCAUUCUCUACAGCAUGCCAUGAGCAUUCUACCUAUUCGUUUGUUUCUGUUUUCACGUUUAUUUAUUAAUUGUGGUCUCCAAACCACCCUUACUUCCGCUAUUAUAAUAGGAAAAUCGAGAUUAAAUUUAUCAAACUUCCAGCUUGCAUUACUCGGUAUGGGAAUAUCUUUGUUUGCUUUGGUAGGUACUAUUAUCUUACCUUAUCUCACUGAAUACUUUCGUUUAACCAAUUUACAAACCGUGAUCAUCAUCGCAAUGAUUUUACCUUUAGCCCCCAUGUAUGGUAUGUUGGGUUUUCUUCCUGGCUUUGAUGGCGGUAUGUGUACUGCUGCCGAUAUUUUCAGGACCACUAUUUUUGUGAGCUUUUUAUUAGGUGGCGCUCAUAGUUUCUGUCGUUCUGUUUAUUCACAAUUAAUUCCUCAUGGAAAAGAGACUAGAUUCUUUGCAUUAUACUCUCUCAUUUCUCAAGCCGGUGUCUUUUUCGGCCAAAUAUCUCUAACGAUAAUUACUUCCAUGACUCCAGACCCCGGAGCUGUUUAUGCGUUCAUUAUGGUUGUUAUGAUCCUUCCCUUGCCCUUCUUAUGGCUCAUGUAUAAACAUACUAAAUCCACUCAUCUCUCUUAA